Molecule: messenger RNA, 1680 nt
Organism: Sporothrix schenckii 1099-18
Lineage: Eukaryota; Fungi; Ascomycota; Sordariomycetes; Ophiostomatales; Ophiostomataceae
Product: queuine tRNA-ribosyltransferase
Exons: 2
Coding region: 1-1680 (559 amino acids)
Molecular function (GO): tRNA-guanosine(34) queuine transglycosylase activity
Source: RefSeq, a predicted model, not a curated record
AUGUCGUCUGAUCCUGCCGGCCCGCUUGACCCGUCCUCCCUCUCUUCCCCUCCGUCGCCGCCCGACGGUAUGCCGCCGCCGCCAGUAUUCCGUAUCAUCAAGACGGCGGCAUCGUCCGUUGGUAACGGCAGCGGGAGUGCUGCAGCAGCUGAAGAGGCGUUUGGCCGCUCGGCCGUCCCACGGCUCGGCACACUAGUGCUUCCCGGCCGCACACCGGUCCCAACACCGAACUUUUUCCCCGUCACAUCACGCGGUGCCGUGCCGCACGUGACACCAGACAAUGCUGUCCGCACCGGCCUCGUCAACGGCGCAUAUUUUGCGCUGGAAGACUUCGUCGAGAAUAUUCCCCUGCAUCCCGGCCGCGCGCCUCCCAUCUACUCGACCCCAUCCACCUCAGCCUCGCCAUCUGCUCCCUCGUCUUCAUCUUCCUCCUCAUCCUCCUCCUCUUCUACGCCCCGACUGCACACAUUUACAGCCCUCCCUUCCUCGUCCAUAUCUGUCCUCGCGCCCCGUCGGCAUCCAGCUGCUGCCUCCCAUCUCGGCAACGGCCCCAGCCACAUCUCCAUUGUCACCUCGACCGGCUUCCAGAAGCUGACCCUCAACGCGUACCAUGCCGCCAUUGACAACCUGCGCCCCGACAUUGCCGUGCCCAUGGCGGACUUGACAUACGGCGGCGGCACCAUUACGCACACGGCAAACAACACGCCCGCAAAAUCAUCCGUCUCGGAUUAUGUGUCCGUGCCGCACCCGGCGGUGAAGCGUGGCUACCGCAUGGCCGAGCGCACCGAGGACUGGAUCGACCAGGUUGAACGGGACGGUGUGGCCGAGGCGACUGGGGUCGCGCUGUUUGCACCGACGCUGCCCGUUCCGUACGCUACGCAGUGGCAGUACCUCAACCGGCUGGCCGAGUUGGCAAGAGCAGGGGAGGCGGACGAAGCUGUUGCCAACGGUGGUGCCGGUCAAGCAAGACCCACCGUCGCUGGCCUGGCUGUGUAUGAUGUCGAUCUCCUGCCCGACCUGCACGCCGACUACGCCGACACCCUGGUGCCCCUGCCGCGCCUGUCGCUGCACCCGGCUGUGACGCCGCACCACAUCCUGCGCCAGGUCGGACUGGGCAUCGACAUCAUGCUGUUGCCGGCCGUCACAGACGCUUCCGAGCAAGGACUCUCCUACACCUUUUCCUGGGCGGCCACCGAUGUCGGGUCCGGCGAACAGCAAAAGGUGGUGAGCGACGAAAGCAGCGCCGCCCGGCUGCCCCUGGCCAUGGACCUAACGGACCCUGUGUUUAAGGCCGACACGCGGCCCCUGCGGCCCGGCUGCCCCUGUGGCGCCUGCACGGCGCACCACCGCGCGUACAUCCACCACCUGCUGGACGCCCGCGAGAUGCUUGCCUGGACGCUGCUGCAGGUGCACAACCACCACGUUAUGCGCGAGCUGUUUGCCGGCAUCCGUGCGACCCUGGCCGACGAAGGCGUAGCGGGCUUCCAGCGCCGGGCGCGGCAGUUUCAGACGCUGUAUGAGACGGACAUGCCGGUCGGACGGGCGACACGGCCUCGACUCCGGGGCUACCAGGUCAAGACGGAUGGCGUUGUGGAGGCCCCUUUGAACAAGCCUCAGUGGGGCCGUUUAGACGAGGUCCCACCCACACCGGCCGGUGAUACCAUGGCGGUGGACGCGUAA